Meloidogyne enterolobii is the source of this 292-nucleotide messenger RNA. The record is from the annotation of a GenBank genome assembly. NCBI's taxonomy places the organism in Eukaryota, Metazoa, Nematoda, Chromadorea, Rhabditida, Meloidogynidae.
UUUUUUGUUUUUAGUAUUUUUUCACUUUCUUCACACUCCCUUUACUUGCUUAUUUGCUUCUGGCCUCUUUUUAACACAAUUUAUAACAUUUAAUAAUAGGUCUAGUUUAAUGUCCUCAUUCUUUUAUGGAAUUGUUGCUGUCUUUCUGUUGUUUUUUGGAGAUGUUCGACUCGAAGUUGUUGAAGAUUCGACAACUACACGGACAACAGCUACAACUGUACAUCAAGUAAAAAGUGCAACUGUUGGAACUGGACAGUUAAUGUCUGGACAGAAAGUAAAGCAUUUGGGAUAG